This is a messenger RNA of Cydia amplana, 2136 nucleotides long. RefSeq names its product balbiani ring protein 3-like. NCBI's taxonomy places the organism in Eukaryota, Metazoa, Arthropoda, Insecta, Lepidoptera, Tortricidae. The transcript has 3 exons. Bases 65 to 2128 code for a protein of 687 amino acids. The record is from RefSeq and is a predicted model, not a curated record.
UAUCAGUACGAGUCAAUUGAGCGCUGUGGGAAGUGAUAAUUGAUAAGAUAGUUUCCUCAUCAACAUGCCUUGCUGCCAAGUCGCAAACAAACUCCAGUGCAACAUGGAGUGCAACAACACCAACUGUUUCUGUAUCCAAGAUGGCGGAAAAUCCUGCAUCUGCCUUGAAGAGAAGAUCGAAUGUCAGUGCAAGACCUGCCAAUGUGACAACUGUGCCUGCUCUACCACUGGAGACUGCACUUGUAUUUGUCUACGUCGUGACGAAACAGGAAAGAUCGUGAAAUGCGACGAAAAUAGUAAGAAGAUUAACAAGGAAUGCAAGUGCAAAUGUGACAAUUCCAAGUGUACUUGCAUUGCUACUGAUGGUGCCGCUUGCAUUUGCAUAUACCGUGAUGAAAGUGGAAAAAUAAAGAAAUGCGAUGACUGCAAGUGUACUUGCAAGUGCAAUUGUGAUGAUACUAAAAACACUUGCGGUGCUACUUGCAAGGCUAUUAAGACUUGUAGUCGUGAUGAAAGUGGGAAAAUAAAGUGCAGUGACUGCAACUGCGCUGCAGGAAACUGCAAUCCUCAACCAUGCCAAGCUUGUCAGAGGAAAACUGAUGACAAAGGGUGCACCUGCAUUUCUACUGAAGAAAAACCUUGCCUUUGUGUCUCUAAAGAAGAUAAAGGGAAGCUUGUGAAAUGUGACCAUUGCAAGUGUGAUGAUUCCAAGUGCACUUGCAUUGCCACUAAAGGGGCUACUUGCAUUUGUGUAUGCUUUGAUGAAAAUGGAAAAAUCAAGAGAUGUGAUUACUGCAACUGCACUACUGAAACUUGUUGCAAAAAUGGGAAGAAGUGUGACAAGGACGGCUGUAUAUGCAUUUCAACUGAGGGCAAAUUCUGCGUUUGCAUCCGCCAAGACAAGGGGCAACUUGUAAAAUGUGAUGAUUGCAAGUGUAACUAUUGCAAAUGCAAAUGCGACCAUUCUAAACGUACUUGCAUUUCUACUGGAGGUGCUGCUUGCAUCUGCGUCUGCCGUGAUGAAAACAGAAAAAUUAAGAAAUGCGAUGACUGCAAGUGUACACCAUGCCAAGCUUGUCAGAGGAAAAGUGACGAUAAAGGAUGCGCCUGCAAUCCUACAGAAGAAAAACCUUGUCUUUGUGUCUCUAAAGAAGAUAAAGGGAACCUUGUAAAAUGUGAUAAUUGCAAGUGUGAUGAUUCCAAGUGCACUUGCAUUGCCACUAAAGGUGCUACUUGCAUUUGUGUAUGCCUUGAUGAAAGUGGAAAAGUGAAGAGAUGCGAUGACUGCAACUGGACUACUGAAGCUUGUUGCAAACCUGGGAAGACUUGCGAGAAGAAAUGUGACAGGGACGGCUGUAUCUGCAUCUCAACCGAAGGAAAAUCCUGCGUUUGCAUCCGUCAAGAUGACAAAGGGAAUAUUCUAAAAUCCAAUUACUGCAAGUCCAACUCUUGCGACUGCAAGUGUGAUGAUUCUAAAUGCACUUGUAUUGCUACGAAAGGAGCCCCUUGCAUUUGUGUAUACAGUGAUGAAAAUGGGGAAAUCAAGAAAUGCGAUGACUGCAACUGCGCAAAUGAAACUUGUUGCAAAAAUGGGGAGAAGUGUGACAUAGACGGCUGUAUAUGCAUCUCAACUGAGGGAAAACCUUGCGUUUGCAUCCGUCAAGAUAAGGGGCAACUUGUAAAAUGCGAUGAUUGCAAGUGUAACUCUUGCAAAUGCAAAUGCGACCAUUCUAAAUGUACUUGCAUUUCUACUGAAGGUGCUGCUUGCAUCUGCAUCUGCCGUGAUGAAAACGGAAAAAUUAAGAAAUGCGAUGAUUGUGACUGCAUUAGCGACGCUUGCUGCAAACCUGGGAAUAUUUGCGAGGGAAAAUGUGACAAAGACGGCUGUAUUUGCAUCCCAACUGAAGGAAAAUCCUGCGUUUGCAUCCGCCAAGACAAGGGGAAACUUGUAAAAUGCGAUGAUUGCAAGUGUGGCUCCUGUAAAUGCGAAUGUGAUGGUUCCAAGUGCACUUGCAUUGCGACCGAAGGGGCAGUUUACGUCGGUGCAUGCCGCGAUGAAGCAGGGAACGUUCAAAGGUGUGGCGAUUGUUGUUGCGACAAUGUCAAGUCAGUCACUUUGAUAAAUUAAAUAAAAGU